CCGCGAGUCAGUCUUUGUGUAGCGGUGGACGGGGGAGGACGCGCUUCUGGGACCUGCUGGCCAUAACCUUACGCAGUGAUCAUAAUAUCCUCAUUAACUCAACGCAGUUAGUGCCGUUAAUUGCGUUGAGUAUUACAAAUUAUCGAUAACACCGCGGAGUAGCUGCAGAAGGCGUUGUUAAGGGACCAGCGCCCCUCCUAGGCCUCCCAUCUUUGUAUAGGCCUAUGCGGUGAUGAUGUGUCGCUAACAUGGCGGAGAGCUCCCACGCAGAAGACUUCCCCCUCCUCGGCGACUCCCUCUCCCCCACACACACCUCCCCCGCCCCCCCAUGGCCAACGCCCCCGCCGCCUCCAGCCCCCCAGGACCCCCCCGCGCCCCCCUGGCCACCCGACCACCUCCACCACCCCCCGCACUGGGCCACGCCAAAGGGGGUCAGGUCACAAGCGAGUAUGGACAGCGGGUGUGACUGUGAUGAUUUGCCCCCCUCAACCCCCCAUCCCCCGCCCCCCCGUCACGCCCCCCACCGGUAUCCCCCCCCUGGGCUCUCCCCCUUGUCCCCCUCACAGCCGGGUGGAUCUGGCCCCCCCACCCCAGGCCCCAGUGAGGGUCCCACGCCCCCUGAUGGUGGUGGUGGCGGUGGUGGUGCGCCGCCCCCCUCGGCCAAGGUCACGUUCAGCUUCACUGGGGAUGACGAGGAGGAAGAGGACGAUGAUGACAGGUGCAGCAGUGUUCCGCCGGGCUUCAUCAUGUGUGGCGGGGGCAUGGGCAUGGCGGGCAUUGGACCUAUCAUCGGGGGGGGCAUGGGGGGCAUAGCGGGGGGCAUGAACGCCAUAGAGACAGCCUCCCUCAGCGGGUCAGAACCGGGGGAGGACUUCAAGGAGCAGCUCAGACACCACCCGGGGCACUCCUUCCCCAGGGUGCCAUCAUACCCCAGGCCAGGUGUCCUCUCGGCCUCCUCGUCCACCGCCUCCAUGCCAAUGUGCCGGAUUUGCCAUCACCCGCAAGGCGACGGGCUGGACACCUUGAUCUCGCCUUGCAGGUGUGCCGGGACCAUGCAGUUCAUACACCAGGGAUGCCUCAAUAAAUGGCUGGAGGUCAAACGAUGCAAGAAAGCGCCCGUCUGUGAGCUCUGCAAUUAUCAGUUCCACAGACACAAGAAGUUCAGGCUCCACCAUUGGCAGCUUCCGUCUUGCUCCAGGGCGGACAAGGUGUUACACUCCAUCUUCCUGGUUUGUUUGGUGGUCAUGGCAACCUGUGCAACCAUCACCAUCAUCUGCUUCAAACAGGACCGGCUCCCCCCCAAGAAGGACGACGCAGAGCUCACACAGUCAGAGGUCGUCACGCUGACCUGCGGCGUUCUCUUCUUCGUCGCAUUUUUCGUCGCAAUGUACGUUGAGGUGAAGGCGCGGAACACACUCUACCGCCUCUUCACGCGCUUCCUCUACCUCAACCAGACCUGGCACAUAGCGGAAUACGACAGGCGGAGGGACUCGCAGUUCAAUACGGCCGGGGGGAGCGGAGCGAGCGGAGGGAGUGGAGGAAACGGAGGAGGAGGAGGAGGGGGAGGGGGCAGGAUUGGUUUUAGGGAGGCCAGUGUUAGCCACCAGCCAGUUUAGCAGAGUGUGUGGGUGUGUGUGUGUGUGGGUGUGUGGGUGUGUGUGGGUGUGGGUGUGGGAGAGAGAAAGAGAGAGAGAGGGAAGUGUGUGUUUGUGAGAGAGAGAGAGAGAGAGAGAGAGGGAGGUAUAUGUCUGUGAGAGAGAGAGAGAGAGAGAGAGAGAGAGAGAGAGAGAGAGAGAGAGAGAGAGAGAGAGAGAGAGAGAGAGAGAGAGAGAGAGAGAGAGAGAGAGAGAGAGAGAGAAAACCAUGUGUGUAUAUAUGUGUGUGUGUGUGUGUGUGUGUGUGCGCGUGUGUGUGUACAUGUGUAUAUACGUAUAAAUAUCUAUAUAUAUGUAUAAAGGUUAAGGUUAUGUAGGUAUGUAAGUAAAUUAGUCCGUGUGCGCGUGUGUCCAUGUACGCGUGUGUGCGUUUUCCAUAUCAUGCCAUUUUCCUUUUCCAAUAUUUCUAAGGAGAGAGAGAGAGCGAGCGAGUGUGUACGUAUGUGUGUGUGUGUGUGUGUGUGUAUUUUCACAAACUCAAUAUUAACAUGACACACAGAGAGAGAGAGAGAGAGAGAGAGAGAGAGAGAGAGAGAGAGAGAGAGAGAGAGAGAGAGAGAGAGAGAGAGAGAGAGAGAGAA
Eriocheir sinensis (Chinese mitten crab) is the source of this 2236-nucleotide messenger RNA. Its product is annotated as E3 ubiquitin-protein ligase MARCHF9-like. NCBI's taxonomy places the organism in Eukaryota, Metazoa, Arthropoda, Malacostraca, Decapoda, Varunidae. The record is from RefSeq and is a predicted model, not a curated record. Gene Ontology annotation, molecular function: ubiquitin-protein transferase activity; zinc ion binding. The transcript is spliced from 7 exons. Bases 249 to 1616 code for a protein of 455 amino acids. Gene Ontology annotation, biological process: protein ubiquitination.